AUGCAUCUCGAAUCUCGAAUUUAUUUUAAGGCCAACUCUACUACUGAACUAUAUGAUCCAUCAGCAGAUCAAUGGACCACUACUGGAAGCACGGCACUACCACGUGAAUUUCAUACUGCAACUCUGCUCAAAUCUGGCAAAGUUCUUGUCGCUGGGGGCCAAGGACCUACCGGUUAUAUGGCUGAAUGUGAGAUAUAUGAUCCAUCAACCGGCCAAUGGAAUACUGCUGCGAGCAUGGCGACACCACGAAAAUAUCACACGGCAACCCUACUCAAUUCCGACCAAGUUCUUGUCACAGGUGGCACCACCAUUGAAUCAGACGUUAUUGUGAAUAGUUCUGAAAUAUAUGAUCCAUUAACGGACAAAUGGAGCCAUGCUGCAAGCAUGACAGCAGCACGUUCUGAGCAUACUGCAAUGCUACUGAAUUCGGGUAAAGUACUUGUCUUUGGUUAUGGACUUAGUUCUGAAAUAUAUGAUCCAUCAACGGGUCAGUGGAACUCUGCUGCAACCAUGAAACCACCAGCGCGUUAUUAUUCUAUUGCAGCUCUGCUCAAGUCGGGCAAAGUUCUUGACACUGGUGGCGUCCGAUCAGACAUAUAUCAGGCUGAGUGUGACAUAUACGAUCCAUCAACAGACCAAUGGGACACUAUUGCAAGCAUGACAAGAACACGUGCUGCUCAUACGGCAAUUUUGCUCAGUUCAGGCAAAGUUC
Molecule: messenger RNA, 712 nt
Organism: Rotaria sp. Silwood2
Lineage: Eukaryota; Metazoa; Rotifera; Eurotatoria; Philodinida; Philodinidae
Source: the annotation of a GenBank genome assembly